Molecule: messenger RNA, 5834 nt
Organism: Astyanax mexicanus (Mexican tetra)
Lineage: Eukaryota; Metazoa; Chordata; Actinopteri; Characiformes; Acestrorhamphidae
Gene: gpc5c
Product: glypican 5c
Exons: 9
Coding region: 246-2048 (600 amino acids)
Biological process (GO): cell migration; regulation of protein localization to membrane; positive regulation of canonical Wnt signaling pathway
Cellular component (GO): extracellular region; cell surface; plasma membrane
Source: RefSeq, a predicted model, not a curated record
CACACACACACACACACACACACACACACUCUCGCGCACACACUCUCUCAGUCUACAGCUCGGUCCCGUCCCGCCCGGGGGAAGCCGCUCGCGCUCCCAGUGAAUAAUGUGACGGCUCCAUGCGGGACAGACACUCCGCACUGGACUUACCUGGACCGGACACUCGCGUGGACUGUCCCUGUCUCUCUCUCCGUCUCUCUCUCUAUCUGUCUCUCUCUCUCUCUUUACCCCCGUGAGAUGCUGCCAUGUCCCGCGCGCUGCUCCCGCCGCUGACCCCCUGCUGGACCGCGCUGCUGCCGCUGCUGCUGGCGCUCGCGCUCUCGGUCCCCGCCUCCGGAGCGCACAGCUGCCGCGAGGUCAAGACCGCCUUCCAGCUGCGGCAGAUCGGCCCCCUCAAGUGGGUCCCGGAGACCCCCGGCACAGAUGUGGAUCUGCUGGUGUGUAAACACGACGGUCCGUCCUGCUGCACCCGGCGGAUGGAGGAGAGCUACAGGGUGGCGGUGGUGAAGGAGACGCUGCAGAACAUCAGAUCCUACAGCUACGACCUCAAAUCCCUGCUCUCAGCACACGCAGCCGCAUUCCACGAUACGUACCAGUCCCUGUUUAUCUUCUCUCAGGAUCACCUCAGCUCCCUGUUUGAGAGCAUUUACGCCCCGCUGUCUGGCGACAUCUCUCUGCACAUUUCUGCACUGUUUUCAGACUUGUCCCUCUUCAUACGAGACCCCUCGUCCAAUGUCUCGGUGGAGGCUGCCGUCCACCGUUUCUAUGACAACCUCUUCCCUCUUGUAUACACCCGCCUCAUCUACCCUGGUGCGGCGGUGGACGGAACUGAGGGUGACGAGCUCUCCGACUGCCUGAGGAUGACGCGGCAGGACUUGAACCCGUUCGGACGCCACGCCCUGGCGAUGAGCGAGGAGCUGGGGGAGUCCCUGAGGGACGCCAGGGCGCUGAGCCGGGCCUUCGCCGUGGGCGAGGAGCUGAUGAACGGGACGGAGAUGGCGCCGCUGAGCAGAGAGUGCACCCGGGCGCUGGUGAGGAUGCAGUACUGCCCGCACUGCCGUGGACUGACCCUCAUCCGGCCCUGCGGAGCGUUCUGCCUCAACGUGAUGCGAGGCUGCCUGGCCAGUCUGUCCGAGCUGGACAUGCCCUGGAGGCAGUACGUCGCCAUCCUGGAGGAUCUGACCAAGGCCGUGGCCGGAGAGCACAGUCUGGAGCUCGCCCUGCUGGGGAUCAGGGGUCGAGUCAACGAGGCCAUUCUUAAUGCACGACUCCAUGGUCCCAGUCUAGCGGCUACAGUGGAUAAGGUGUGUGGUCAGACUAAGACCCACAGUGUGGAGCCCACCACCAUUAAAACAGCAUCCACAGUACCAGAUUCACCAACACUGUCCACCAACCAGUCCAGCCCUCCAUCCUCGGAACCGCUGGGAAGAUUAUCUCACUUACGCAGUUCCCUCCCCCUCAAACCCGCCAAGAGUCAGAAAGAUAGGAGUCUGAAACAGAUUGCUCGUGAGUUCAUGAACUACAUCGGGCGCUACAGGGCGUUCUUCGCGGCGCUGCCGGAGAUGCUGUGUGAGGGGGAGGUGGUGAGGGAUGAGUUCUCCUGCUGGAGCGGCGACGGCGUGGUGGAGAGUUAUGCAGGGAGGAUUGUGGGUAAUGGAGUUCAUGCUCAGAGGCAGAACACUGAGGUGCGGGUUCGAGGGGCGGAGCCCACGCUGUUAGAAAUGAAGUACAGACUGGAGAACUUCAGUCAGGAGAUUCAGGAGACCAUGCCAGGAAUUGGGUUCAGGGAGACGUGGGAGGACCUGGGUAGUGGAGAAGAUGCCAGCGGGGAGUGUGAUGAUGAGGAUGAUUGCCAAGGGUCCGGAGAGAGCACCUCCAAAAUCUCUCUCACAGACUCCACCGUUACAGAAGUGAUGUGGUCCGCCCCCCAUAAACCUCCAGUUGGACGCUCCAAUCAGGGACGCAGUGAAGCUCCGCCCACUCGGCCCACCUUCACCAUACUCACCAUCCUCACCCUCAGCCUCGGACUACAGUGGACUUUGAACUGAGAGCCUUGCACUUUUUUCUCUUUCACACACACACUGAACACACACACACACACACUCACACACACACACACACACACACACAGGAACUUUGCCUGGCUGCUUGGCGUCCGGCUCUUCUGAUUGGCUGCAUUUUAUUACGACAGCGGCGAACGACGGCCUAAUAUCUGCUUAAAAUGUGCACUCUUUCUUACAUACACACAAACACACACACACUGAACACACUUACACACUGAACACACACACAUACAUAUAUAUUACCCAUCAUAGCAAUACUCAUAAUUCCUUAUAUUCAUAUUUUGCUGCAUUCGUUGUUAGCCGUUAGCCGUUAGCUGUUAGCCGUUAGCUGUUAGCAUUACAAGCUUAAAGUUCGGCUCGACGUGGCUCUGAAUGGCCAUGUGACAUAAAUGACGGCGCGCAUUCACAAUACUUUUCACAGACAAAUGCAGUGGAGUUAAUGGUGAAAUAUAUCAUCUUCCACCAAAGAUUAUAAAUUAAUAUAAAACCAGAUUUCCUGGCUGUUAUUUUUAUAGCCUGCUUUCAGUAUCUGGACAAGCGGUCAGUCUGUUUUUCUCUAUGGAAAGAAAUUAAUAAACCCUCUCUCACUCUAUAAUAUAUGAUAAACUAGUAAAGAAUAAGCUCAAAUGUAUUGUCCUACAUAUAUCAUAUAGGGGAAUGGGGUUCAAUUCCUGUUCUGGGUGACUGGGUGAGUUCUGCACUACACCAAUCCAGGCCUUGGGCAAGACUCCUAACUCUACACUAGAUAAAAACAUCAAAUAAACGCCCUAAAUAUAAAAAUAAAUACAAUAACAGCAACAAAAACGUUUGAACACACCUUAAAUUCAGUGUUUUUUUUUUCAUUAUAUUGAAAUGUUCUGUAUUGUAGAUUAAUACUAAACUCAACUCAUCCAAACUAUGAAGAGAAACAUAGGGAUACAUUUACUAAACAAACCAAUAUAUCUUCAUCUCUGCUGGAUUUUCUCAGUCAGUUUUAUGAGGCAGAGUCACCUGGAUUUCAGGCUUUCAGUUAACAGCUGUGCUGAACUCAUCAAGAGUUAAUUACUUGAAUUUCUUGUCUCUUAAUAAAGUGUUUGAGAGCAUCAGUUAAAGUAAAGUAGCGAAGAGGUAGAGUUACAGGUAUACAGUGAAUAAUAGUGAAUAUUUGAGUAAUGUUCGAAUCCAGAUUAUGAGAAAAAACAACCACUCAACUAAAUAAAGAAUUUUUAAAAAUCUGUAAAAGAAGAAGAAUUUCAGGAAGUUUAAAGAAGUUUUCUCAAGUGCGGUCGCAAGACAAACCAUUAAAAAGAUUACAAUGAUGGAACUGGCACUCAUCAGGACCGCCCCAGAGUAUCCUCUGUUGUACAGGAUUAAUUAAUCAGAGUUUCCAGCCUCAGAAACCACAAGUUAACAGAGUAUUUUUUAGGUUUGUUUAAGACUGUUUUUAAGUUACUACAUGAUUCCUUAUGUGGUCCUUUAUAGUCUAAUAUAUCAUUUCACUAUUAAUUAAUUCAUUUACUAUGUAGGACAUAAAAAUACAUCUGUCUAAAAAUACAAACUGAUACUGUAUUAAGAAUUACGAAUGUUUCUAUCUUGAAAAAACACAGGAGCUCCACUGACUGAUUAAAACCCUGACAACAAUCAGUCAACAGUCAGACGUUUAUUGCUAUCUUCGCAACAUAGGCGCCAACCAGCAGCUCAGUUUCCUCAAAGCUGCGCCACGUUGUUAAGACACGAACGUGCCAAAGUCAGAGCUCACCCGAAUCUCUUAAAGAGAAUGAUGAGUGGCAGAGAGACUCUCUGAUUGGUUUAUUAUUAACCCCACGCAUGAAUUAUUUAAGUAAGAGAAUUAAGAGAGUUCAUGCCUUUUGCGCAUUCGAAGCUGUGCAAGGUGUACUUUUCCCAUCAUUAUGACAGCAAAGGCACACUGACACCACCUAAAUCAAGCUGCAUUAUGGGUGUUCAUAGUGUUUAAGUCACAGUAAAUGUAAAAAAUACUGUGUUUUUUUAAGUGACUAGAUAUAAAUAGGAACUGAAUUUGACAGGGUUAUUACUUGUUUAUUACACAGUCAUAAAUAAAGUUUUAAAAAAGAAAAAUAUAUAUAAAAUAUAUAUAUAACAUCCUGUAAAAGAGACAUAGCUGUUUAUCACAGGGUGAGAUGAUGGGUUGAUUUGGGGUCGAUUAUCGAUUUAUUUCUCAUAGAUAAAAACAGCCUAGACUCAACGUCCAUAUUUGGGCAUGUUGUUGCUGACUACAAAACGAUGCUUUCAUGCAUAUAAAUAAUUAAAAAAAUGUUGUUAUUACACACACACACACACACACACACAAAUGAAAGUGUUAUUUCUUGAGGAAAGUGAAAUAUGAAUGCUAUGCACAGUAUAGUAUGUAUAUAGUUGUGUUUGGUGUUGAUUUUAUAGGGAAAAAAGUAAAGUUACAAUAAGUAAACAAUAACACCAUAAACAAUGGUUUUUGCACCUCAUACAAAUCCUUAACCACAGAACAUAAACCACUUCAUAUUUAGAAAAAUUAGAAUAUCGUCGAAAAGUUACUUUAUUUCAGUCAUUUAUUGAAUAAAAUCUGAAAAAAAAAAAUGUAUAUUAUAUAGACGUAUCAAACUGAGUGAAGCGUUUAUGUAUGUAUGUUAUUGUUGAUGAUAAUUAUGGAUUAUGAUUAAAAAAACUCAAAAAUCAGUUUUUUAAGAAAAUUAGAAUAUUAUAUAAUAAGACCAAUUGGCACUUUUGGGGCAAUGUGGGCAGUGUGCCAAAUCCUGCUGCAAAAUGAAAUCCAGUGCAGUGUUUUGUUUUCCCGCAAAAUACUACAGCGUUCAUGCUUCCCUCUGUUGGGAAAAAAACUUUUAUGCAGUUGCAGAUUUCAUUUUACAGCAGGAUUUGGCUGAAUUUUGGGUUUUCAUUGGCUGUAAGCCAUAAUCAAUCAUAAACAAUAAAAGACAAAAUAAACGCUUAAAAUAGGUACUUUCUAUCAAUGUCAUCUUUAUUAGACGCUAUAACCACAUUCAUAACAUAUUAAAAUGCAUUCCUAAGGCAUUCUAAACAUGGCUAUACAUGUUUAUAAAAAUGCAUAACCCAUAUAUAUAUAUAUAUAUAUAUAGCCAUGUUUGUUAAGCAUUAUGACCUGUGAUCAUAAUACAUUAUAAGCUGUGCUUAUAAUAUAUAAUAUAUAUAUCAUUAAUAAUCUAGUCCUACAAAGAAAGCCUGGCACUUUACUUAGAGUGCACAAAGACCUGUUAUAAUACAUUAUAAUAUAAUAUAUAUAUAAAGUCUGCAAGCAGGGACUGAGUUUCUUGGUAUUGGUGUAUAACAUGUUAUAAACACUACAGCUGUUAAUGCAUUAUUAUCACAGUUCAUGAUGCAUAAUAAACAUGGCUAUAAUUAAUUAUACAUUUUUACAAAUAUGUAUAGCCAUGUUUAUAAUGCCUUAUGAAUGCAUUAUAAUGUGUUAUGAGUUUAUGUUUAUAGAGUCUUAUAGAGAUGACAUUCAUAGAAAGUGUUACCGAACGUUUCAAUGAUAUUCUAACUUUUUGAGAUGCAAUAUCUCCAUAUAUGGAAAUACAUACUUAAAAAACAGCUUCAUUUCUACAUGAUAUUUCUGAUAAAUCUGAUUAUAAUCGCUUGGCUUUAAAUUGCACUGAGGACAAUGAAUGGAGAGCGUUUAAAACAAAACAAAAACGCUGAAUAAAGACAUUUUGGAAUGAAAGGUAUCUAAUGAUGACGUUUCAGUUUGUUUAAAUGGACGAAGAUACCAAUUUGAUUAAAAUAAGCAAUAUUUCUUCA